AGCUAUUUCGGCGGUUCCACACGUCGUUCCUCAAACUCCACCACUUCAUAUACAGCAGAAUCAGCUGACUCUGUUUGUAAAUCUGGUUUUGCGUCUCUGACUCAGUUGUACCUUUCGCUUUCGUUUUAUCUGAUUUUCUGAGUUCCAGAUUCCCAGAUUCACUGGACCAUGGAACUUUGCUGUAUCCAUGGAAAUGUAUAAAAACGAUAGUUCCUCGACUAGUCUCGCGGCUCAGGAUAUGCUGUCCGUGUCCAGAAAAACCAAUGCUGUAAAACUGAAAACUCCCAGGCCGAAUGCAAAGUCUAGGCUGAAUAAGAACCACGACUUGCAGUACGCUCGGGAUCUGUUUUCUCAGCAAAUAGAAAACCAAAUCAAACAGAACAAGAAGUUUUCGGGUAGCAACAGAAAAAAUCAAAUCUCCAUCAACCAUCUCUUGGAUUUCCAGAGUUACCGAGACCUGGAUGAGUACCACAAGAAUCUCAAGGAUGACCGGAGGAGAGGCAGCAACUCUGGCUCGCGGCCCCGAGGCACUGCCCUAGUCCAUUUGCGAGGCAUGACGUUCAUCAACGUCAACUACAAGUUCGUUGUCGAUAACAGAAGACAUUAUCAUGUGCAGGAGUUGGACCCAAACGUGCCCGUAGACACCAGCGAUAUUAUUCGAAUUAUUGUCCCCAAAGGCAACGCAUGUCCGAUUUGUCUUACAGACGAACCGGUAGCGCCGCGAAUGAUCACUUCGUGUGGACAUAUCAUCUGUCUUAAGUGUGUGUUAUCUCUUUUGGAGAGUGAAGUUCCGAACGCAAAGAAGAAGGAAUCACUGGCUGUGGUUGAAAAAUACCGUGAAUGUCCUCUUUGCUCGUCGAUAGUACGUAAAAAUGAGUUGAAACCUGUUUUAGUCAACAAUAUCGACGAGAACCUCGAGACCCCAAAAGUGAAUGACGAAGUAGCGCUUACAUUGAUGGCACGUCCACAAUCGCGAAUCUUUCCUUUGCCCAAACCGUUGAUGAACUAUUUUGAUACCAUAGAUCAUUUCCCCUGGAUAAACCAGCAGAAUCCAGACUGUAACCAGUAUCUGCGGAUCUUCAAGGGGGACUUGGCGUACUUGAUGGACAUGUACGAGUUUGAAAAACUGCAAAUUCGCGCCAAUUACGAGGAAGAGAAACUUCUCUACGGGGAAGAUGACACCUACUUCAAAAUGGCUGUGACUCAUAUUGAUCAAGAGAUUGCCAACUGGACUUCCAAGCUUGCUGAAGAAGUCGAAGAAAAAAGACCAACUGAAAGCACAAAACCUGUUGUACUAGACGUAGAGAAUUCGCAGAGCUACUUCUAUUAUCAAACUGGUUUCAAUUCUGCGACAGCAUAUGUCUUAUCUCCGCUAGAUAUGAAAGUUUUGAAGACCAGCUACAACAGCAGCUAUACUGAGUUGCCUUCUUCAAUCAUCGCUAAGAUUGAGAACAUUAAGUACGAAUACUUGACGCCAGAAGCGUCUUUGACGAAGUACAAGUAUCUUUCUCAUCUUCCUUUGGGAACACAGAUUGGUUUCUUGGAGUGUAACUGGUACCACAACGAAUUUAUUAGUAAGCAAGCGUGGGAAACUUUCAAGGAAGAUCUCAAUAAGAGAUCCAAGAAUUCGUCAAGAAAGUUUAAACGAGAAGAGAAGAACAGAAGAAGAGCGAUGAACGAAGAAGAAAUCAGAACAAGAAACUUCUACAUUCGUGAAAACACUGGACGUGAUGUAGAUGAUUUCAGUGCUGCAGACUAUGCGACUAUGGGCAGUUUAUCUAUCGUGGACAAUCGCGAGUUGCCGGUGCUAACGUCUGAUCAUCAUUCUUCGAAUAAUGAACACUCUUCUGGUGGUGACUCUGAAGCGGAGUAUGAGACCACGAUCUGGGGUACAAAGAUUCGCAAAGCUGACGUUUCCGAGCAGCCGUCUGAUGAAGACGAUUGGGAUGCAGAAGAGAUGAUAAGAAAGGCGCGGGAAGAAAUGGAGAGACAAGAACGAGAAUCGGGUGUCAGUGGCAAGAAGAAGAAGAAGAAAAAGAAGUUGAUACUUCUUUCGUCCAAUUCUGGCUGGUGAAGUAGAGCAACCCGAAGUGAACGAAAGUAAUGAAAACAAGCAAACCAUUUUCAUAGACAUUGUCAGACGACGAUGAUCAUUAUACCAUAAAUAUCCUUCACCAUAAUUUUAUUAUACCUUAGAAAGGCAGAGUAGGAUAUUAACGAAACGAAACGUGCCACCAAUUCAUCUACAAUUGUUAGUCAUAUCAUGAAAUAGUCAUUAAAUUAUUCUAU
Messenger RNA from Scheffersomyces stipitis CBS 6054, 2289 nucleotides. RefSeq lists its product as uncharacterized. The record is from RefSeq and is a predicted model, not a curated record. Bases 188 to 2074 code for a protein of 628 amino acids. Gene Ontology annotation, biological process: positive regulation of transcription by RNA polymerase II. The transcript is spliced from 2 exons. NCBI's taxonomy places the organism in Eukaryota, Fungi, Ascomycota, Pichiomycetes, Serinales, Debaryomycetaceae. Gene Ontology annotation, molecular function: metal ion binding; transcription cis-regulatory region binding.